Molecule: messenger RNA, 297 nt
Organism: Nematocida major
Lineage: Eukaryota; Fungi; Microsporidia
Exons: 1
Coding region: 1-297 (98 amino acids)
Source: RefSeq, a predicted model, not a curated record
AUGAGAGCAACAACAUUAUUCACAAUCCUAUGCGUAGCACUAGUACUGUUCGGAAGCGUGAGCGCCGCAUCGUCCACAACAAAAGACAGCAAGAAAGACAAGGACGCUGCCAACCCGAAAACAGGCAGCAAGAAAGACAAGGACGAAGACAGCGAUGACGCAGAAGAUGAGGAGUCUGAUGUGAAGAGCAAGAUCAUCAAGAAGUCCAAGGCCACCGAAAACGCCAACAGCAGCAGUGCCAGCGUUUCCCUAGGAUUCGCAUUUGUAGCCAUACUUGCCGCCGUUUCUAUGAUUUAA